Molecule: messenger RNA, 300 nt
Organism: Clunio marinus
Lineage: Eukaryota; Metazoa; Arthropoda; Insecta; Diptera; Chironomidae
Source: the annotation of a GenBank genome assembly
AUGAUUGAAGAGAACAAUGAUAAUCUUUCCACUGACGCUGAUAUCAAAGUUGAUACUUUGUCAUUUAAAAUUAUUAUGAACGUCAAAAAGACAACAUCAAGAGUAAUCAUACCCACAAUUGGAACAGAUAUUCAAGCAAGUAUUGUGCGUGUUUUCCCAAAAGAAAAAUUUCGAAUGCGAGGCAAUUUAUUGAGAAGGAAAGGAACUGAAAGUUCAAUGACCUACGCACAUUCAUCGAGAAUGCUUUUGAAGAUUGAGGCUUUAAGUGUAGUUACUUUCUUGGGUCCCAUGCUUGGAUGA